Messenger RNA from Capronia coronata CBS 617.96, 1155 nucleotides. RefSeq names its product 23S rRNA (-2'-O)-methyltransferase. NCBI's taxonomy places the organism in Eukaryota, Fungi, Ascomycota, Eurotiomycetes, Chaetothyriales, Herpotrichiellaceae. Gene Ontology annotation, molecular function: tRNA methyltransferase activity. Bases 1 to 1155 code for a protein of 384 amino acids. The transcript has a single exon. The record is from RefSeq and is a predicted model, not a curated record. Gene Ontology annotation, biological process: tRNA methylation; cytoplasmic translation. Gene Ontology annotation, cellular component: cytoplasm.
AUGGGAAAAUCAUCCAAGGACAAGAGAGACGCCUACUACAGACUCGCCAAGGAGCAGAAUUGGCGAGCACGGUCGGCAUUCAAACUCAUCCAGAUCGACGAGCAGUUUGAUCUCUUCUCGUAUGCAGAACCAUCCCAGUGUACACGAGUCGUUGACCUAUGCGCAGCCCCCGGCAGCUGGAGUCAGGUCCUUUCGCGCAUCCUCAUAAAAGGUGAAAGCUUUGGCCGGAGAGCAUGGGUGGAGAAGAUGGAGGGAUUUCGUAAGCAAGCUGGCGGACCAGUGGGCGAGAACUCGAAGGACGACGACGUCUCCGGUAUGGGCGCCCUGGGAGUACAACCUCCUAGUGCAGAGCUCAAGCCUCGCCCUAACGUGAAAAUCGUCGCGAUCGACCUUCAACCGAUGGCCCCCUUGGAAGGCAUCAUUCAAAUGGCGGCCGAUAUCACCCAUCCUUCUACAGUGCCGCUUCUUAUGAAAGCUAUCGACCCGGACUUUGAUGAGCGCAACCAAACGCAUAAGGUUGACUUGGUCAUCAGUGACGGUGCUCCCGACGUGACAGGUCUUCAUGAUCUGGAUAUCUACGUACAAUCUCAGCUACUGUACUCUGCGCUGACAUUGGCGAUGAAAGUGCUCCGACCGGGCGGCAAGUUUGUGGCUAAGAUUUUCCGCGGGCGCAAUGUGGAUCUGAUCUUUGCACAGCUCAAACUGGUCUUCGAAAGAGUUCACCUUGCCAAACCCCGAUCUAGUAGAGCAAGCAGCGUCGAGGCUUUCGUGGUAUGUGAGGGAUACCGGCCCGUCAAAGACUGGACUCCUGAGAUUGGAGACGCACUAAACAUCCCGCAACGGGCUUCGCAGCAACCAGUGCAUUCAGAAGCGCAGACGAGACAUGUGCGAGAGGAUGGCAUUGUUGAGCUUCACUUUGAAGACGAGGAGAGCGAUCCGCAAAGAUGGAUCGCGCCGUUUCUCGCUUGCGGAGACCUGUCCGCAUGGGAUGCUGACGCCACCUACAGGUUGCCAGCAGACUAUGUGAGCCUCCCACCAGUACAGCCGCCCACGGCACCGCCUUAUAAAGAGGCAAUUGAGCGCAAGAGAGCCGAGGCCGGUGCGUACGGCAAGACUAAAGAUCGACUUCGUACGUCACAUCGUGACGGGACUUGA